Molecule: messenger RNA, 2501 nt
Organism: Lactuca sativa (garden lettuce)
Lineage: Eukaryota; Viridiplantae; Streptophyta; Magnoliopsida; Asterales; Asteraceae
Cellular component (GO): membrane
Molecular function (GO): protein binding
Source: RefSeq, a predicted model, not a curated record
ACUAUUAGAACCACAAAGAGGUGGAUCUCAUUAUUGAAUGGUCCACUUUGUUAUUUAAUAUCGUUUCUAAGAAAAAGGGCCUUUAUCUUCUUUACACUUUUACUUUCCCUGUAAUGGCUUCCUCAGGGACUUUUUGCAGCGGGACUAUUAACCAAGGGUCACAACAAUACUCUUACCCUUCUCAUGUGAAUGCAUCCAGCUUUCUUUCUGUGAAGCUAUCCAGUAAAACCAAUUAUACUCGGUGGCAAGAACAGAUGAUGUGCCUUGUAGAGAGCCACGAUAUGCUCAGUUUCAUCGAUGGCACAUUUAGAAACCCCAAGAAAAACGUCGAUUCAAAAAAGAAAGUAGAUAUAACUGCAAUUGAGGAUAAGUAUAGGGAAUGGAAAAGGUCCGACACACUUAUGAAAGGAUGGAUCUUUGGUUCAUUAUGUGAAGAUGUAAUGGAUACUGUUAUCGGCCUCCACACAGCUAAUGAUGUAUGGAGAAAGCUAAAGUCUACUUACAGUAACAGUACUCCUCCUUCUUAUUCUCCCACUACGAACACAAAAGAUCAAGCAGAGUAUUUACCACUGUAUACAGCUAUUUUGAGAGGCGACUGGAAGGAAGCCGGAGACAUUUUCAACAAGGACAAAGACGCGUUAUUGGUUAAGCUCAAUGACGACAACGAUACCCCACUCCAUGUUGCAAUUGGAACAUGUAAAAAUAUCCAGUUUGUUGAGAAUCUUCUGAAGGAGAUAACCUCGGAGUCACUUCCGAACAUGGUGAAUAUUAGAAAGUCAAACCCACUACACUAUGCCGCAUUUGUUGGCAACAAAAGGGCUUCGGAGAUGUUGGUGGCGAAAAACCCAUAUUUGUUGUUCAUUGCUGACGGAAGUAACUGCUUUCCUGUUCAUAGAGCUAUUUUUGGUUCUCACACAGAAACUUUUUUAUAUUUGCUUAAGGUUACUAAAGAUAAUAUUAUACUCUCCGAACAAGAAGGAUAUCAUAGUCCCUUUAAGGGUAAACAAAGUGUUUCGCUUCUCACAAGGGUAAUUGGUGCUAGUCUUUGGGAUGUCGCAUAUGGGUUAAUUAAGGAGUACCCGGAAAUGGCUACAAAAAAGAAAGAGAACUCAAUUCCAUUAAAGUCUGUCGCUGGAAAGUUGGACGGUUAUUUUAGUGGAAAAGGAUACAACUUUUAUGAAAGAUUUAUUUAUUCUCAUGUACUUGUAGAGGACGGGGAAUUAAACAGAGGACAUGAGAUUCAGGAUAUUGAGAACCAAGAGACAAAUAAUGCGAACUUUAUCCCCAAGUAUAGAAGGAGGCUCCACCCUGUAAUCCAGUGGAUUUAUGUCAGAUUUUGGAAAGUUUCACUACAACAUGUGCCACACAUCAAGCAAAUCAAGGAAGAGAAAGUGAACCACAAUAAAGCUCUUUUGCUACUCAAGUGUAUAUGCGAACAAGUUAGUAAAAUAAAUGAAUUUUGUAAAAUUCGUGAACAUUACCACGAAGCAAUUACUACGGCAGUGGAACAUGAUAACCCCGAAGCAGUAGAAGAAAUCAUCCGAUAUUUUCCACAAGCAAUUUCAACAAAAGACAAUGAAUAUCCCCUUAUUCAGCUAGCUAUUCUAAACCGUUGUGAAAGGGUUUACAACUUUUUAGUACACCAAAUAACUACCGACAAACAUUCACAAAAAGUGCGUGUUGACGAAUAUGGAAACAAUCUUUUGCACUUAGCUGGACAAUUAGCACCUAUACACAAACUCAAUCUAGUUUCAGGUGCAGCUCUACAAAUGCAAAGAGAGUUACAAUGGUUUGAGGAAGUGAAAAGCUUCGCGUGUCCUUGGCAUGAGAAAUCAAAGAACAAAAACCAAGAGACACCAAUUAUGGUGUUUAGAAGAGAACAUAAAAAGUUGAGAAAAGAAGGUGAAGAGUGGAUGAAAAAGACAGCGGAUUCAUACACAAUUACAGCUGCACUCAUCAUUACAAUCGUUUUUGCAGCAGCUAUCACUGUACCCGGUGGAAAUGAUAGCGAUACUGGAAAAGCGAUUUACGCACCAAAACCGAGUUUCAUUAUAUUUGCGGUUUCAGAUGCAAUCUCAUUGUUCACAUCAACUACUUCGUUACUUUUGUUUCUAUCGAUUCUCACAGCACGUUAUGCAGAGGAAGAUUUUCUGUAUAAGUUACCUAAGAGAUUAAUACUCGGCCUUGCAAUGUUGUUUUUGUCUGUUAGCUCAAUGAUGGUAGCCUUUAGUGCGACAUUGUAUCUUACAUUUGGACAAGGGAAAGCAUGGAUUUUGAUACCGAUAGCAACAUUAACAUGUCUGCCAAUUGCCUCCUUUGUAACAUUACAGUUACCAUUGCUUGUCGAUCUCAUCUUCUCAACAUAUGGUUGUCGGAUCUUUGUUAAACAUAAUGAUUGUAGGAUCAAAAAAUCAUGAAAUUAUGGUGCAUAACUUGAAUGUUGUUUUGUAAUUAUACAAUGUAUCGACUAAGGGUGUGUUUGCCAAAUCAUGGUUUUUAUA